Closterium sp. NIES-65 is the source of this 2586-nucleotide messenger RNA. The record is from the annotation of a GenBank genome assembly. NCBI's taxonomy places the organism in Eukaryota, Viridiplantae, Streptophyta, Zygnematophyceae, Desmidiales, Closteriaceae.
AUGCACCGCACACACCAUCCCCAUUGCCACACACGCACCAAGGCAGACAGCACGCCCUGGUGCUUCCACACGUAUGCCCUACGCCUGCCACCGCUCUCCUCCUGCCCGCCCUACCCUCGCGUGCACAUAAACAGCUCCAGCGGCUCCGCAGUCUCCUCCCACGCAAUCGCCCCCACCGCGGGCUCCUCCUAUGCGCUCACGGUGCGCGUGUCCCGUGACAUGCUGAGAGGCGCCACCGGCUGCACGGCAUGGCCGGCCUCUCUCUUCCUCGCAGAGGCCCUCCUCUCGCACCCGUCUCUCCUCCUCCCCUCUGACCACCGCCCCUCCACGCACUCGCCCUUUACACCCACCCCCGCGCCUGCUGACUCAAUCCAACGGGCACCUGCCGCCCCUGUUGAUGGCGCUGCGGUGGGAGCCUCUAAGGGCCCUGGCAGCACGCCGGUGGCUGGGGAGCCGCGCCCUGUGAACGCACCGGUGUGCCUGGAGCUGGGGGCGACUUUUGAGUCGACUCAAAUGUCACCGCGCCGUGUGAACGCACCAGUGUGCGUGGAGCUGGGGGCGGGCUGUGGGCUGCUGGGGCUGUGCCUCUCGCCCCUCCCACUUGCUAAGAUGCCAGCACCGCCUCUCUCACCAGCCUCUGCUUCACUCACUCCCCCUUUUUUUUGCCGUUUUCUGAUGCCCUUUUCCCGCCCUCCCCCCACCUCUCACCUCCCCCAGCUCAUUCUGACAGACGCCAGCACCGCCUCUCUCACCAACCUCUGCACCAACCUCGCCACCAAUGCGCUGCCCUUCUCCUCGAGCCCGGAGAUUCCUCUCGUGCACCCCUUGCGCCCUCAUGGGAGCAAGCGCACAGCAGUCCCGAGUCAAGGCGUCCAGCACAGGGCGCAUGAGGAGGAGCAGAGCGCUGAGAGAGAGGAGGUGUGCAAGGGGAAUAGGUCAGAAGGGGCCGCAGAGAUGCAAGGGUGGGAGGGCGUGGGGGGGGAAGGGUGUGCAGGAGGGGAGGGAGGUGCAAGGGUGCAUGUGCAGCAGCUGUGUUGGGAAGAGGUCACACCCGCGCUUGCAUCAUCCCUCUCUGCUGACGUCAUCAUUGGUGCUGACAUCGUGUACGACCCCUCCGUGGUCCCCGCCCUCGCUGAUGCGCUGGCAGCCUUCCUGUCCACGUCAGUGCACAGCGCAUGCACGGAGCGCACCACCUGGCAAGAUCAACACCCAGCUGACAUGGCCCGUGCUGCUCCCACGCAGCACGCCGGCAUCCCUGAACAUGUCGCUUCCUCCCCACUACCCAUCUCCCUGCCUCCGCCCCCCUAUGCCUUCAUAGCCUCCACGCACCGCAACCCGCUCACCAUGGCAUGCUUCCUGCAGGCCCUGCACGACCGUGGGCUGCAGCUAGCUACCGUUCGUUCGAAGCUCAUCCCAAGCCAGCAGCAUACUUUCUAUCACUUUGACGCCGCGUUUAACGUCAUGGCUGCCCUUGUCCAAGUCGCGCCAGGGUCAUGCCUUUCCGCAUCGCUCGCACCGUCGGCGGCUGGCGGAAGGUGCACCUCCCAAUCAGCGUCGUUAGACUGCCGGCCAGUCUCUGCCGCCUCUCGACUCAGCAGCUGUGCAGUUCGCGCGAAACACCGCGUGCCUCUGCUGAGACACGUGGCAACCUUCCAGGAUGACGCGUGUCGAUCAUUCUACGAGCCGGUACGCUGCAAGAAGGCGGACAAGGAGAGCAAGGGCUUUAAGGAGGCGAAGCGGUCGCUGAAGGCGAAAGCGGCAGUGCUGGAAUCGCAGUUCGUCGCCUUGGCCGAAGCCGUUGACUCGGACGAACGGCAGACCGGCGUUGCGACGGCCACCUCGGUUGACGCGGACUUCGUUGCGACGGUGCUUCGCGAGCUGAAGGAGAUCAAGGCGGAGCUCAAGUCGCUCAAGCAGACGCAGAAGAAGAUGAUGGAAUCCUCCUCCUCCUCCUCUUCCUCCUCGUCCUCAUCGUCUAGCAGCGACGGCGGCAUGGGGGGAAUGAAGGCCAGGCGCAUGGAGCGCCGCAAAGCACGGCAGCAGGGCGCCAUGGGGAUGAUGGGGAUUGGGGGGAGCGUGGGGGGUUCCGUCGCCACUGGGGCUGCUGCUGCCGCCCUCGUAGUAGGUGCAGCUGCACAAUGUGCGACACCCCUACAGGCGUGCGACUUUUACUUCAAGCCUCCACGUGGCAUGAAGCCUUUUGUCCCCACGUUCAAGAUACGCGCCUCCAAUAUGAAUCUCAUGCUCAGCCAAACCUUCAUCAUGCACAAGUCGGGUGACGUCGUGCUAUCCACGAGCAAUAACAACGAGUACAACGGAUGCAUUAUGACGCCAAGAACGGACUGGCGUACGUGUGAUAAGGUGUUUCUGUUCAAGGGAGCGGGAAACGGGCCCAGCUCCUACGUCAACACCAACCUCGUCGCCAUGUACCCCAUGACCCCCGACGUCGUCCCUUUGUAUAAGAAUAGGUGCAUCGUGCUGCGGAUGGACAACACUCGUCUCGCCCGCAGCGGCUACCUCAACAGCGGUGAUACCCGCAUGAGAUUCCCUGAGCAACGCCGCUGCAUUGUUUUCAAGACCGCGUAA